Molecule: messenger RNA, 1190 nt
Organism: Juglans microcarpa x Juglans regia
Lineage: Eukaryota; Viridiplantae; Streptophyta; Magnoliopsida; Fagales; Juglandaceae
Product: rho GDP-dissociation inhibitor 1-like
Exons: 5
Coding region: 257-1009 (250 amino acids)
Biological process (GO): Rho protein signal transduction
Cellular component (GO): cytoplasm; cytosol; membrane
Molecular function (GO): protein binding; Rho GDP-dissociation inhibitor activity
Source: RefSeq, a predicted model, not a curated record
ACGUUCAUCACUUUCUUCCAACUGCCUUGAGUUUCCUUCCUUUCAGGUUCUCCAAAUCCAACUUUAAACCAUAAAUUUCUUUCUCAGGCAAUCAACCUCCAGCUAUAGAAAAACAAGCACCCAAGUUUAGCAAAGGGCCUCUCAAUUUGGUACAAAGUUGAAGGGCAACAAAACAACUCUGAACAAAGCUUAAUUCCUUCUUUUCCUCCAACUCUUGGCACAUUCUUGAUCUUCUGGGGUAGUUUCUUUGACAACAAUGUCGGCAGUUGUGGGAACUUUCACUGCAACUAAGGACGUUACCUUCAAUCCUCAAAUGGAGGAAGAGGAGCUCAAAAGUAACAAGAACAACAAUGUUGGUGGUGAACCAGUCCAGGUGCCCCACAGUGAUGAUGACCAUGAUGAUAUUGACGAUGAUGGUGAUGAGCUAGAGGAAGAGAAUGAAGCCAAGUUGAAAUCUGAGAAGGAAUUGGAUCUUGGACCUCAAGUUUCUCUCAAGGAACAGCUCGAAAAAGAUAAGGAUGAUGAAAGCUUGAGGAAAUGGAAGGAACAACUCCUUGGAAGUGUUGAUCUCUCCGCUGUUGGAGAAACUAAAGAACCUGAAGUGAAGAUACAAAGCCUCACAAUACUAUGCCCGGGCAGACCAGAUCUCGUUCUGCAAAUUCCAUCAGUUAAGAAGUCUAAAAGCACCCUCUUCAGCCUCAAGGAAGGAAGCCAUUACCGCCUCAAAUUUACCUUCACCGUUUCCAACAACAUUGUCUCUGGUCUCAAGUACACCAAUGUUGUGUGGAAGACGGGUGUGAGAGUUGAUAAUUCAAAGAAGAUGCUCGGAACUUUUAGUCCUCAGCAGGAGCCUUAUUCAUGUGAGAUGGAAGAAGAAACUACCCCUUCCGGCAUGUUUGCCAGAGGCUCGUACUAUGCUAGAACCAAGUUUGUGGAUGAUGAUGGAAAAUGCUACAUGGACGCGAGUUACUACUUCGAAAUUCAGAAGAACUGGCCAAAACCGUUAUGAGGUUCUAUCUGGUUUAUCAUUUUCAUUGGCUUAGGAGUGCUUCAAGACUUCAAGUGAUAACUACAAAGAGAUACUCUUCCUCUGGCAUGUUGUACUCGUAUCUUGUAUUACAAAUGACAAAGUGGCUAUCCAUUUUUAAUUCAAUGAAACUGCACCCACUGUACAUGGCAUGAUUCUGCUC